GCGGCCGGGCGGGGAGAGCGAGGCCUGUCUACUUGGGGCGCUCCUACAAACUCCCCUGUCGGCCUACGUCAGGACUCACGUCGCCCGCCGUACGGGGUGCCCCUGCAGAGUUCCCCUCCCCCCUGCCGCGUUCUGCCCUAGCCGCGCCGGCUACGUCAGAGUCCACGUGACCUGGCCCAGCUCCCCCGCCCACGGGUUCCCCUCCCUCCCCCCGCAGCUGCUGGGAGAGCUGGUGCUGGGGGGCUGUGGCUUUAUUUUGGUUUUACAUUUAAUUUCUGGGUUAUUAACACUUGUCAUUUAUUGUAUCCAGCAUAUACUUCAUCAUAUACCCACCCACCCCCAGUUGCCUUCUUUUUUGGAACUGGAAAUAUGGUAACUAGGGUUGCCAACUCUGACUGAAACUAUUCUGGGAGAUUUUUUUCUUCCCAACCUGAUGUAAUGUUAUUAAUUGAUUUAAUUUUCUUUAAAUCUCCUAUUUAAAAUCCCCUGAAUUUCAUUCAGUAGUCCCUGGGAGAUCAGUGCUGAUUCCAGUAGACUCCCAGCCAAUCCGGCAGGGUUGGCAACCCUAAUGGUAGCCCUACCUGAUUGCUAAGCCUAAACCAUCACCAGCCCCAAGGGAUACUAGACCUCAGGAAAAAAAACUGUUAGUGAACGAUGAUUUAAUGCAGACUGAUUUUGAAGGUAUCCAGGUUGUAGCUGUAUUGAUCUGGAGGCAAAAGGAAUCAAAACUCAUGGAAGAGUGUUGCUCCCUGGAGAGCAGUGGUGGGUCUGGAAGUUCAUGCACAGAUCAAUUCCAACUCCAAGAUUUUCUCUGGCUCCCAAGUGCAGUUUACAGCACCCCCUAACUCUUUGGUAUCUUUUUUUGAUGCUUCUCUACCAGGAACCUUACCAAUUUGUAGCUACUGCCAGUCUGGUGAUGGAUAUGAGUUCCUGCACAAGAGAAGAGAGAUAAUGCCUGCUGAAGGUUCUCAACAGGAGAUGUGUAGAAGCAGCCGUGAUGACAGGCCUGGCACUCAGCUGCAGCAUAAACAAGAAGUCCUUGUUUGACAGGAAACACUAUUUCUAUGCAGAUCUGCCUGCUGGCUACCAAAUUACUCAACAAAGACUUCCUAUUGCUGUGAAUGGGAAUCUGUCAUACACCCUCUAUGUAGGGGCAAAACAAAGCCAGAUGGUAACAAAGAAUGUGAGGAUCAAGCAGAUUCAGUUGGAACAAGACAGUGGGAAGAGCCUUCACAAUGAUGCAAGGAGCCAGACUUUCAUUGACUUGAACAGGGCUGGAGUUGGCCUCAUGGAAGUUGUCAUGGAGCCUGAUAUGUGCUGUGGGGAAGAGGCAGCUGCAGCAGUCAGAGAGCUUCAGCUUAUUCUUCAAACACUUGGGAGCAGCCAGGCAAUCAUGGCAGAGGGUCAACUAAGAGUAGAUGCCAAUGUAUCUGUGCGUCAUCCAGGAGAGCCUUAUGGAGUGAGGACUGAAGUGAAGAAUAUCAAUAGUUUACGAUUCCUGGCAAGAGCAGUAGACUACGAAAUACAGAGACAAAUUGAAGAGCUUGAAAAUGGAGGAACAAUUCUGAAUGAAACAAGAGCAUUUGAUUAUAAACUUGGGUGCACGAUACCAAUGAGAGACAAAGAAGGAAAACAGGAUUAUCGGUUCAUGCCAGAGCCAAACCUUCCUCCAUUGAUUUUGUAUGAUGCUAAAUCUUUGCCUGCUAAUAUAGACGAUCAGCAAGUGGUAAAUAUCGAUUGGAUUCAAGAGAGGCUUCCUGACCUCCCCAGUGUGAAGAGAGCGAGGCUUGUUGAACAGUAUGGAAUUCUGCCUGAACACAGUUUCACCUUAUUGAAUGAAGAUGGAUUAAUGGAGCUCUUUGAAGAUGUGGUGAGAAAAACCCAGAUGAAUCCAAAGAAAGUGAUUGGAUGGGUUAUAAGUGAGCUGCUUGGUCAUUUAAAACAAUACGACCUUACAGUCAAGGAGAGUCCAGUCAAUUCUGUCUCUUUGGCUGACCUUCUGAAUCUCCUAGAGAGAGGAGUCAUUUCUUCUUCAGCAGCCAAACAGGUGCUUGAGGAAUUAUGGAAGGGGGAGGGGAAGACCCCACUUCAGAUUGUCAAGGAAAAACGACUAGAAUUAAUACAGAAUCAGAGAGAGCUUGACCAGAUCUGUCAAGCAGUCAUGGAAGGACAUCAGGAAGAGGUUAUGGAGAUAAAGGCAGGAAACAAAAAAGUUCUGAAUAAACUGAUAGGCCUGGUUCAAAGAGCAACACAAAGGCGAGCUGAUCCCAUUCUGGUGAAGCAAAUAUUGGAGAAGAAGCUGUCACAGUAACCUUUAAGAAAACCUGCACAGAUGCCUACAGCCAAAGAAGACUUGACAGUGUUGGCUUGAUUCUCUACAGCUCCAUUCUAAGCCACAUCUUGCACAACUGCCUGAAGCUUCCUUAUGCAACAGGACAUGUUUUUCCCCCCUUUUUAUAACUCAGGUUGGUUAUUGUGAGGCAGUGUGUUACAUUAUGGUCUCCUUCAGAUGUUUCAGCCAAUAUCAGUUGUGGAAACCAGCGUUCCUUGCAACGUAAUAGCAGAAGCUUUAAGCAUUCAUAUCUCCGCUAUUUAAUCUUUAAUUCAAAUGUGAUUGGAACAUGGCCAGCCCUAGUACAAAUUUGUAAAUAUACAGUGUUCUUCUCUGAACACCUUACACAUUGUAUCAGUAUAUUUUGUAAUAAAGUAAU
Messenger RNA from Alligator sinensis (Chinese alligator), 2711 nucleotides. RefSeq names its product glutamyl-tRNA amidotransferase subunit B (gene GATB). Gene Ontology annotation, biological process: glutaminyl-tRNAGln biosynthesis via transamidation; mitochondrial translation. The coding region runs from base 998 to 2311 and encodes 437 amino acids. The record is from RefSeq and is a predicted model, not a curated record. Lineage: Eukaryota; Metazoa; Chordata; Crocodylia; Alligatoridae. Gene Ontology annotation, molecular function: glutaminyl-tRNA synthase (glutamine-hydrolyzing) activity. The transcript has 14 exons.